Messenger RNA from Gaeumannomyces tritici R3-111a-1, 2116 nucleotides. RefSeq lists its product as hypothetical. The record is from RefSeq and is a predicted model, not a curated record. Lineage: Eukaryota; Fungi; Ascomycota; Sordariomycetes; Magnaporthales; Magnaporthaceae. The transcript has 4 exons. Gene Ontology annotation, cellular component: outer membrane; SAM complex. Gene Ontology annotation, biological process: protein insertion into mitochondrial outer membrane. Bases 118 to 1716 code for a protein of 532 amino acids.
GUUCGGGCAGCCAAUUUUGGAGCGCCGGUCACUUUGCGCCCUGCCCCUACGAAAGGGAGCCGACGACGACGAGUCGUGAGACUAGACCCUCGGGAAUUAGAGACCAAAACCGCUGCCAUGGUGUCCCCAAGCCAGUUCGGCAGCGACCAUGGCCUCGACGGCAUCAGUAAGCUCGAAACCAACGUCGACGCGCUUAGUCGGGAGGCCCAGGCACGGGUGCCCGCGGCGCUGGAGGAGCGGCAGAGAAGAGCAAGGCAGGCUGCUUUGCUCGAGCAGCAGAUGGGCAGCCCUGCCACAAUAAACUCUCUGCAGAUCCACGGCGCGAAGAACACGAGGAAAACCUUCCUUGCCCCGAUAUUCGAUCCCUUGGUCUCCCCUGAGAACAAUGCCGGCACUACCCUCGGCGACGUGCUCGCGAGGCUGCACGAGGCCACCAACAAGCUGGACCGAUUCGAGAUCUUCAAGCCGGAGCCCAGGGUCUACCUUUCGAGCGCGCGCGACUCUGACCCGCUAGCGGCCGCAACAGACCUGGACGUGGACAUCCGGGUAGCAGAGCGGGGCCGAUGGAUGCUCAACACUGGGACGGACCUGGGCAACGCCGAGGGCUCGGCCUACGGCAACCUCCUCUGCCGCAACCUGUUUGGUGGCGCUGAAUCGCUCUCACUCAACGCCAAGGCGGGCACCCGUACUCGGUCCGCCUACACGACCGCCUUCUCGACUCCGAUCAAUGGCGACCCGGACCUGCGCUUUUCGCUCGAGGGCCUGGCCUCGGCCACCGAGAAGCCCUGGGCCAACCACGAGGAGGUGCUGCGCGGCGGCACCGCGCGCCUCGCCUGGCGCGACCCGCGGACCACCAACGCCCACACGCUCUCGCUCGGCUCCAACUGGCGCCAGCUGACGGGCCUGGCCGGCGCCGCCUCGGCCUCGGUCCGCGCCGACGCCGGCGACAGCGUCAAGACGGCGCUCACGCACACCUUCACGCGCGACCGCCGCGACAGGCCCGUCCUCGCACAGAGCGGCUACCUGAUGCGCACCACGUCGGAGCUGGCCGGCUGGGGCCCGCUCGGCGGUGACGUGUCCUUCGCCAAGACGGAGCUCGAGCUCGCCGCCGCCCAGCCCCUGCCCCUCCCCGGCAUCCCCGCCGCCAAGACGGGAAUCUCGGUCGGGGCCGGCCUGCGCUUCGGCCUGCUGUGCCCGCUGCCGCUCGGCUUCCCCAGCCGCGGCAAGGCGGCGGCGGCGCUGGCGGCCCCCAGCCGCAUCAACGACCGCUUCCUGCUCGGCGGCCCCACCGACGUCAGGGGCUUCAAAAUGGGUGGCCUGGGGCCCCGCGACGGGGCCGACGCCCUGGGUGGCGACGUACUGGCCGCCGGAGGCGUCCACAUGCUGCUCCCGCUGCCUCGGGCAGGGGCCGAGUCGCCGCUGCGCCUGCAGCUGUUCGCCAAUGGCGGGCGCCUGGUCGGCAUCAAGAACAAGGGCGGCAAGGCCAAGGAGGCGGGCGCCGGCGCUGGCAUGAGCCAGGGUGCCGUCGUGCGGGGCCUUCAGUCUGCCGUGGCCGAGGUGUUUAAUGGUCUGCCCAGCCUGGCGGCGGGUGUCGGUUUGGUGUAUGCACACCCCGUCGCCCGAUUCGAGCUCAACUUUAGCCUGCCCCUUGUCAUGAGGCGAGGCGAGGAGGGGCGCAAAGGGCUCCAGGUUGGUGUUGGCAUCAACUUCCUCUAAGGGAAGCUACCGAGGGAAUGGGCCCAGGGGCCAGCCCGCCGAUCGCACUCUAACCCUUGUAGGACUAGUGCUUGAUUAGCUAAAAAAAAAAAGAGACCAGACGUCACACGGGAGCAGCGCAGCUGUGUCGAUAUAAUGCCAACCCCCUUUGUAUUUAGAGUUGACAAAAUUGCGGCCGGGCUAGGCUCGCCAUGAGUUGCAAUUAUUGAAGGCGCGAUGCCUGACUUGCACUUUACUGAACCGGCCCUGACGUCAAGACGACUCGGACCGGCUCGUGAUACAUGAGCGAGAACUCUGUGGUGCAUGAUUGAUAUCGGGUUCCUUGUGAAAAUUUUGCUUUCAGGGGUCUAUUCUACUCAUCAUGUAAAUCUUCACUCUUCACACAAACGUCCUCUCGCGG